This is a messenger RNA of Drosophila busckii, 2928 nucleotides long. RefSeq names its product out at first protein (gene oaf). Bases 91 to 1026 code for a protein of 311 amino acids. The transcript has 4 exons. The record is from RefSeq and is a predicted model, not a curated record. Lineage: Eukaryota; Metazoa; Arthropoda; Insecta; Diptera; Drosophilidae.
AACGCGAGCAGACGUGUCGCGGAUGUCUUGCAAAUUCAGGACGUAUUUUCGGGAAAAGUGCUAAAAAAAAGUGUUUAGUGUGUUGUGGAAAUGAUUUCUAACGCGAGAAAUCAUAAUGCGAAACUAGUGAAGCAAAAAAGCAAAGUGCUGCAACAUGCACUGGCAUGUUUCAAUUAUUUUAAACACACUCGCAGCUUGCUGUUGUUUAUGAUCUGCAGCUUGUUGUUUAACACCAAAGGCAGCAAUCAAGCUGGCGCCCAAUUGUUGAUAAAUGUACAAAAUCAGGGCGGUGAGGUCAUACAGGAGAGCAUAACGUCCAACAUUGCUGAGGAUUUGAUUACACUGGAGUUUCAGAAAACAGAUGGCACCCUAAUCACACAGCUUAUCGACUUUCGCAAUGAGGUGCAAAUACUGAAGGCUUUGGUCUUGGGCGAGGAGGAGCGCGGCCAAAGUCAGUAUCAAGUUAUGUGCUUUGCCACCAAGUUCAACAAGGGUGACUUUAUCUCCUCGGAUGCAAUGGCCAAGUUGCGCCAAAAGAAUCCGCACACAAUACGCACACCCGAGGAGGAUAAGGGACGUGAAAUCUAUAACAUGAGCAGCUGGGUGCAGUUGAAUCGCUCGCUGCCCAUCACACGUCAUCUGCAGUUGCUCUGUGCCGAGGCCACAGACGCCACCUAUGUGCGCGAUAUGGAUAUCAAGGCCUGGGCCGAGUUGCCAGGCUCCUCGAUUUCGAGCCUGGAGGCGGCAACCGAAAAAUUUCCUGAUGCGCUGUCGACGCGCUGCAACGAGGUGAGCAGCCUGUGGGCGCCAUGUCUGUGCACACUGGAGACCUGCAUAGGUUGGUAUCCCUGUGGACUGAAGUACUGCAAGGGCAAGACGGCGGCGGCGGGGCUGGGGGCGGACACGUCCGGGGCGCAGCAACAGCAGCAGCAGACGAAUUAUCGGUGCGGCAUCAAGACCUGCCGCAAGUGUACACAGUUCACCUAUUAUGUGCGGCAGAAACAACAGUGCCUCUGGGAUGAAUGACGACGCGGCGAGCGGCAGAUGCUGCAGAGGCAAAUGCAGAUGCAGCUGCAGCAGCGCUGCGGCUCGUUGAAGCCAGUCUCAACGCGGGCAUGCGACAUUAAUGCUGCGGUAAUUGCAAGUGAAACAGUGACAAAAGCGACAGCAGCAGCAGCAACGACAAUAAAAACAACAGCAACAGCAAAAAUAAAAUCAACAACAACGACCAACAAAUUACGCCAACUGCUUUUGUUGAUGCAACAGCAGAUACCUUUUUCACUCUGGAGCUUUCCGGUUCAUCAGAUUUCCCAUCAUCAUACGGACACGCAAUCCCAUUCCCAUUCUCAUUCGCAUUCUCAUCAUGCGGCAACAACAGUGGCUGCCAUCGUGGCGUGAUAAUGGGACAACUCACAAGUGUCUAACAUUUACUGCUGAUAUACAUAUAGCUAUAGAUAUAUAUACAUAUGACUCAUGCGUGUCAUAUACAUAGGCUGUAAAUAUGUAACUAUACUUUUAGUGUUUAGCCAAAAUACUUUUACGCUUAUGACAUUUAGGUUAGACAUCCGUCAUGGGACGUGAGCAUUUGUAAAUUUAAUUAAGGCAACAUUUAGUUGUUCAUCAAUUUAAUUAUUAACCAAUUCGGCUGCUUAACUCCUGUCCAAGCCUUAGCUUACAAACUUCCUUUAAAGCUUAUCUAAUUAAUUACAUAAAUUCCAACACAAAUCUCUCUCUAACUCUCACUCCAAGACUUUCUUUAUGCAUUAUGUUCAUAAAAUAAAUCUCAGCUUUGGCCUUGCUUGUUUUCUCAUUAAACCAGCUGAAAGUUGAGCAAAGAUUCUUAUUUUCUUCUCUUUGCUUUGUUUGCAUUUCAUGCACCUUUUACAUUGUUUAUCCUGGGCGCCUACAUUAAAUAAAGACUCAUUAACUUUAUUUACGCAGUUCGACGGCAAAUUUCGCAACAGUCGCUCUGUCAUAAUUAAUUUCGUACACAAAUUCUCGCUUUAUUCAAUUAACAAAUUUAAUCAUUUUGAAAAUUUCAUUAAAUCUGCUCAAGACGAAAAGUUCAUCUAGCGACUAUACAUACAUAUAUAAGAUUAUAAGAGUAUAAAAUUUAAACGUGGCCUUAGCAUAUUUUAUGAGCGCAAUUUAAUUGAGAUUAAGCAACAAACACAUAAACUGUCUGAAUUGUGCUCAUAAUAGAAAAUGAAACAAAUGUUUGCCAUAUAAAACGUAAACGUAGCUAAUAAAUGUUUCUAUAAGUACUAAUAAAAAUGACUGCCGCAAAAUGCUUUAUAUAUAUGAAAUGUUCCCCACUCCCCCCUCUCUAUAAAAGUUUGACUUUGAUUCAGCAACAAAAAUAUACUAAUUACACUUUUCUCCUCCCCUUACACUUGCCUUUCCAAACUAUUGCAUUAUAUCUCGCCCCUUAACCAAGUAAACUUGCCUAACUUUUCUUACAUACGAAAAAUGAAAAUGAAAACGAAGCUAAAACAAUACCAAGAACAAUAAUCUAUUGUAAAAUUUCCAAUACUAGUCUACUUAGAGUGUUAAAAUGGCUAUUUUCCUACAAAGCAUACCUUAAAAAUAUAAAAAAAAAUUCUUAAUAAAGUCUACAAAGAAUUUCAAGUUUCGACAACAAAUUGUAAAAAAAAAAAAUUAUAAAGAAUGGUGAUAAUAACUUUUUCUACAAAACGUAUAAAACUCAACAAAAAGUAUUUCUCACUGCAAUGCAAUGUAUAACUAAAAAGAGAAUUGUAUAUAUUAUAAUUUAGCUGUAAACCUAUAAUUAAUUAUAUAGUGUCCAAUGCUGGUUUAUAGGGUUUCUGGCAAAAGGCGCACAUUUAAACGAUAAAACUAAACUAGUCCUAAACGAAAUUGAUUUAGUCGUAAAUAAAAAAGCUGAACAAAUUCUACAUUUUAUAAAAA